AAGAUUGAAUCUGUAUAUAUAUUUUUGGUAAAGUGUUGAAUUAUUAUGUCAGUUUCUAAUCUGUGACAGAAAUUACAAAGAUAAUUUAUAUCAUAGUGCGAAAUUUUAAAUUAAACAUCAAACCCUAAGAUGACAAUGAAACAAACCUGUAGUAAGAGCGGAACAAAGUCGAAAAGGCAGCUAAGCAAUGUCUUCGGACCAACGAAUCUGUAUAUAUUUUAAGCAUAAAAAUAUUGCAAUGAAGUUAACUGGUUAUAAGACCACCUCCAUCGGUAGCAUCUAGAGGAGGUCCUGAUAUAUUAAAGAGAAAAAAUUAAAUGAAAAAUGAAUUUAUUAAGCUGAACCGCUCCUUAAUUGAGUGAUUAUAGGAGUGGUAAAAAACUCCUACGUGGCAUAUUCGUAUUGGUUGAUUCUUUUUCUACGAAAGGAAAAAAACUCGUGGCCUUUUCUCUCUAUUGUUGUUUCGGCGGUGCUCUCUUCUCAUCUUCGAUGUCAUCGAAGAAUCAGAGAUGCUUUUCUGAUGAAAUCUCCAAAGCUUGAUGAUGGCUCGGUCUCUCCGUCUCUCCUCUUCGUGAUUUAACGCCGACGACGACAAAGAGGAGACAGCAGUGGAGUAACGCGCCGAAUCCGAUACCAACGAUGUCCCAGCCCCAGAAUCCGAUACCGACGACGUCGUGGCUCCUCGUCUCGUCCAUCCUCAAGUUCCUCUCGAUCAGCGACUCCAAGCUCUGCAAGUCCUUAGCCAACUCGCUGUGACUCCUCACCAUCUCCUCCAUCGAUUUUAUCGGCACCGAGUCGCUGAUCUUCCACCGAUGCCUUCGAUAUCUCGUCUGUCUCUUCCAACAUAGAGGUAGUGACUCUCGGAACCGAUUGAUUGAACUCGACAACUCCUCUGACAACUUUGAGGUUUAUGGUUGUCGAAUCCGAUGAUUUUGGUGUUGUAAUUAACCAAGUGUCUUCGGUUUUGAUAACAGGACAGUUCAUAGCAGCUUUGGAUGGUUUAGCCGCGUGGGAGACAGUAAAGGAGAAGACAGAUAACAUUGAAGACAAAGAUCCUCCAAAGAGCAGCAAGAUACAGGAAAGGAGAAGACAUCUCACAUUGAAGACUCUCUUCAUCAAAGAUGUCAAACCAUCUCUUCAUCAGGUUCAGAGGUAAGCUGUCCAUCCUUUAAUGCGUGUUAGACAUGGUUUAGGUUAGAAUUAAAUGGACUUUAGGAUCAUGUAGUUGAUGGCAAUUGUUUAGGUAGAUACAUUGACUUUCUUGAUUUUUUAGUUUUAAGUACAUUGAUGACCAUUUACACUUAACACCUACUAAACUCUCAUUAAGUUUGCUUUAAAAAUGACCAAGUAUCCCUUUCUCAUUUCAUAUCUCUUCUCCUUUCAAAUUGCAUUUCAUAAAACAGAACAAGCUCUCAUUCCCCAUUUUUAAUUCAUUCCCCUUCGCUAUGGAUCCAUUUACGUCACCUUGUAGCUUUCAAAACCUUUUAAACAGUCAACAACCAUACCCCUCUGUCUCUGAUGCGUCUGCCUAUGGUACUGGAUGGCCUGAAGAGGAAAAUGAAGAAGCAGACAUCGUGAGUGACCGUAAAGAAAGGCGGAAAUGGUCACCAACUGAGGACAAGGUGCUCAUCAGUGCUUGGUUGAAUACAUCUAAAGACCCUAUCGUUGCUGGUUUGCAGAAGAGAGACUCAGCUGGCUGUAAAUCGAGGUGGGGGAAGCUUAAUGAGGGCGUGUGCAAGUUUGUAGGGUGCUAUGAUGCAGCAACUAAACAAAAAUCUAGUGGGCAAAGUGAGGAUGAUGUUUUAAAGCUGGCUCAUCAGAUAUUCUUCAAUGAUUACAAGAGCAAGUUCACACUUGAGCAUGCUUGGUUGGAGCAGAGGCAUGAUCAAAAAUGGUCUGGAGGUCUGGCGAGUAAAAAUGGUGUGACAUCUAAGAGAAGAAAGGUUGAUAACCAAACAUGACAGUCAUCAACGUCAGUUCCAUGUAGCCUUGGAGAAGAGGACGCAAAUGGUGUGGAGGUCCGGCCUGCGGGUGUCAAAGCUGCAAAGAGACUAAGUAAAGUUGCUGUGAGGAAGGCUAACACUGAAGAAGCAGAAGGGAAGGUGUGUGUGGACCUUGAGAACAUGUGGGACAUGAGGCAAAAGGACUUUGCAUUGAGAGAGAAGGUUAACAAUCAAAAAUUGCUUCAGAGGCCACUUGGCAAGACUGAGCCAUUAACUGAACCAGAGCAAGCUUUGAAAAACAAGCUGAUCAAUGAUCUGUUGGUUUGAGGGUGUGUAUGAUGUUGUUUCUGAUCGAUCUUGUAUGGUAUUGUGUCUGAGUUUGUAUUGAGUUGUGUCUGAGUUUCUAUGAUGUUGUCUCUAAGUUUGUAUGAUAUUGUUUCUGAUAUUGUCGAGUCUGUGAUAUGCAUGUCGAGUCUGUAUGAUAUUGUGUCUCAUAUUAUGUCUGAGUUUGAGUUCUCGAGUCUGUAUAAUAUUGGGUUUCAAUGUAUAAUAUUGGUUUCUAUUUUAUGAUAUUGAGUUUCAAUGUAUAAUAUUGGUUUUUAUCUUUUAUGAGAUUGAGUUUGAGUUCUCGUGACACAAACAACAAAAGAAAUAAAGUGAGUGGCAUGUGACGUUUGUUGUGUAACUGAUCUAUACACAUGAAUUUUGCAGGUUGAUGGUUGAGAGAGAUGCAUGUGACACAAGCAAACAAGAAAAGGAAAAGAAACAGCAGGGAAGCAUGUGACACAAACAAACAACUUUCAAAUGUCGUAGCAUGUGAAUCCUAAAGUUCCAUACGUUUCAUAUUCUUCCUUUAUAAUGUAGUAGCAUGUUUAGAAAAUUGUAUUCUCCAAAUUGUGCCAAACGGUUUCUUUCUCUCUUUUUUUGCUGCAUUGUAAAAUUCAAAUUGUGCCAAACGUUUUCUCUCGUUUCAUAUUCUCUCAAACUAUUUCUCUUUUAUCAUCUCUCUCUUACCAUUUCACUUUCAAAUGUCUUCUUCUUCUUCUUCACAAAAUUUUGAAGAUAUUUCGGAUGAAGCAUUUGAUCAACUUUGGGACGAACAAUUCGAGAAACUUUACACUCACCAUGAAAAUCGUCAAGCAGCUGCAAAGUCCAAAAAAAAAGAGCUUACAUUGAAAGACAACGCGAACAAGGACACAUGCAGUUGUGGAACGAUUAUUUUAGUGAAGAUGCAACAUAUCCUUCUCACAUGUUUCGACGCCGUUUUAGAAUGAACAAGACUUUGUUCAUGCGAAUUGUUGAUCGACUCUCCGCUGAAAUUCCAUACUUUCAACAAAGAAGAGAUGCUACUGGAAGGUUCGGUCACUCUCCAUUACAAAAGGCAACAGCAGCAAUUCGUAUGAUGGCAUAUGGUUGCCCAGCUGAUGCAGUCGACGAAUACCUCCGACUUGGUGAGACCACCGCGCUUUUAUGCUUGGAACAUUUUGUACAAGGAAUCAUAGAUUUAUUUGGAGAAGAAUAUCUAAGAAGACCCACACCAGAAGAUCUUCAACGACUCCUUGAUACUGGAGAGGAGCGCGGAUUUCCCGGGAUGAUAGGAAGCAUCGAUUGUAUGCAUUGGGAUUGGAAGAAUUGUCCAACCGCUUGGAAAGGUCAAUAUACACGUGGAUCAGGAAAACCAACUAUUGUUUUAGAGGCUGUAGCUUCAGAAGAUCUUUGGAUAUGGCAUGCGUUUUUCGGACCUCCAGGUACCUUAAACGAUAUCAAUGUUCUUGAUCGAUCACCGAUUUUUGAUGAUAUAUUACAAGGUCGAGCUCCAAAAGUCAAUUAUAUUGUUAACGGACAUAACUACCGUUUGGCUUACUAUCUCACAGAUGGUAUUUAUCCAAACUGGGCUACUUUUGUCCAAUCUAUUCGAGAACCGCAAGGUCCAAAAGCAUCCUUAUUUGCUACAAAGCAAGAAGCUGUUCGUAAAGAUGUCGAGCGUGCUUUUGGGGUCUUGCAAGCUCGAUUUGCCAUUGUCAAAAAUCCAGCUCUUUUGUGGGAUAAAAUAAAAAUUGGAAAGAUAAUGAGAGCAUGUAUCAUUCUUCAUAAUAUGAUCGUGGAAGAUGAACGAGACAAGUACACUCUUACUGAUGUAUCAGUUUUCGAACAACCAGAAUCAAGCCGAAGUUCACAUGUCGAUUUAAACUUUUCAACACAGAUGCCUACAAAUCUCCAUAAUGUUAUGGGCAUGCUGACCAUUCGGAAUGAAGUCCGUGAUAACCAAAUACAUCAACGACUGAAAGCUGAUUUGGUUGAGAAUAUAUGGCAAAAGUUUGGAACUCCUCAAGAUUUCAACUAAUCGGUUUUUUCUCGUUCACGAUUUGUAUUUGUAUUAUUAAUAUGUUUUGUGUAAUAUUUAUUAAAACUUUUAUGUAUGCUUU
Messenger RNA from Brassica napus (rape), 4369 nucleotides. RefSeq names its product glutathione S-transferase T3-like. The transcript is spliced from 2 exons. Bases 1446 to 1961 code for a protein of 171 amino acids. Lineage: Eukaryota; Viridiplantae; Streptophyta; Magnoliopsida; Brassicales; Brassicaceae. The record is from RefSeq and is a predicted model, not a curated record.